AUAUCUCUUAGUUCCAGAAUCUGUAUAUACCGUCGUCCUGCUUUUCCCCCCUCUAGGGUUUUCGUCCGUACACUGCUUCAUUCAACAGGGUUUUUCUGGUCAACUGCAACCCCACGCUUUCAUCUAGGGUUUUACUUCUUAAUUUCUCUGCGAUGGCGGCGGAGAAGCUUAGGGAUUUAAGUCAGCCGAUUGAUGUUGCCUUACUUGAUGCUACCGUUGCUGCCUUCUAUGGCACCGGAUCUAAAGACGAGAGGACUGCUGCUGAUCAUAUAUUGAGGGAGUUGCAAAACAAUCCAGAUAUGUGGCUUCAAGUGGUUCACAUUCUGUCCAGUGCACAGAGCUUGAACACCAAGUUCUUUGCUUUACAGGUUCUUGAGGGUGUUAUUAAGUAUAGAUGGAAUGUGUUGCCUGUUGAACAACGGGAUGGGAUGAAAAAUUACAUAUCUGAUGUUAUAGUAAAGCUUUCAAGUAACGAGGGUUCUUUCCGCCAAGAACGGUUGUAUGUUAACAAACUUAACAUUAUACUAGUUCAGAUUUUGAAGCAUGAGUGGCCAGCUAGGUGGCGGAGCUUCAUCCCUGACCUGGUUGCGGCAGCAAAAACUAGUGAAACAAUUUGUGAGAACUGCAUGGCGAUACUGAAACUUUUAAGUGAAGAGGUAUUUGAUUUCUCAAGGGGUGAAAUGACUCAACAGAAGAUCAAGGAGCUUAAGCAAUCUCUGAACAGCGAGUUUCAACUCAUUCAUGAAUUAUGCUUAUAUGUACUAUCGGCAUCUCAAAGAACAGAGCUGAUCAGGGCUACGCUGGCCACAUUACAUGCUUUCCUUUCGUGGAUUCCUUUGGGCUAUAUUUUUGAAUCCCCACUGUUGGAGACGCUCCUUAAAUUUUUUCCUGUGCCAUCUUAUCGUAAUCUGACUCUUCAGUGCUUGACGGAGGUUGCAGCCCUGAAUUUUGGAGAUUUCUACAACUUGCAAUAUGUUAAAAUGUAUAACAUAUUCAUGGUCCAGUUGCAGUCCGUUCUUCCAACUAGUACAAAUAUACCGGAUGCAUAUGCAAAUGGCUCUAGUGAGGAGCAGGCAUUUAUUCAGAAUCUGGCAUUGUUUUUCACUUCAUUUUACAAGUUUCAUAUCCGGGUACUGGAAUCCACACAAGAGAACAUAGCUGCACUCUUGAUGGGCCUUGAGUAUCUCUUGAGCAUUUCUUAUGUGGAUGAUACAGAAGUAUUCAAGGUGUGCUUGGACUAUUGGAAUUCCUUGGUGUUAGAGCUUUUCGAGGCAAACCACAAUCUUGAUAGCCCUGCUGCAACUGCAAACAUGAUGGGACUGCAGAUUCCAAUGAUUCCUGGUAUAGCUGAUGGUCUUGGUACACAACUGAUACAAAGACGGCAACUAUAUGCUGGAUCGAUGUCAAAACUAAGACUGCUUAUGGUAUCUCGCAUGGCGAAACCUGAAGAGGUUUUAAUUGUUGAAGAUGAAAAUGGGAAUAUUGUUCGCGAAACCUUGAAAGACAAUGAUGUCCUUGUUCAGUAUAAGAUAAUGAGAGAAACACUGAUCUACUUGUCACAUCUUGAUCAUGAUGACACUGAAAAGCAGAUGCUGAAGAAACUAAGCAAGCAGCUGAAUGGCGAGGAUUGGACAUGGAACAACUUGAACACACUAUGCUGGGCAAUAGGAUCUAUAUCUGGGUCCAUGAUGGAAGAUCAGGAGAAUAGGUUUCUCGUGAUGGUUAUUCGUGAUCUACUAAAUCUCUGUGAAAUUACUAAAGGAAAGGACAACAAAGCUGUUAUUGCAAGUAAUAUCAUGUAUGUUGUUGGACAAUAUCCAAGAUUUCUGAGAGCCCAUUGGAAGUUCUUGAAAACUGUUGUAAACAAGUUGUUUGAGUUCAUGCAUGAAACACAUCCUGGGGUUCAGGAUAUGGCUUGCGACACAUUUUUGAAAAUUGUACAGAAAUGCAAGCGCAAGUUCGUCAUAGUGCAGGUUGGAGAGAGUGAGCCAUUUGUCUCGGAAUUGCUUACCAGCCUCCCUACAACCAUUCAAGACCUUGAGCCUCAUCAGAUACAUACAUUUUAUGAAUCUGUUGGUUAUAUGAUUCAAGCAGAAUCUGAGAUAUCAAAACGGGAGGAAUAUUUGCAGAGGCUGAUGGAUCUUCCCAAUCAGAAAUGGACCGAGAUUAUAGGACGUGCACGUGGUAGUGUGGAUUUUUUAAAGGAUCAAGAUGUGAUUAGGACUGUGCUUAAUAUAUUGCAGACAAAUACAAGUGCUGCCAGUGCACUCGGAACACAUUUUUUAUCUCAAAUAACCCUCAUCUUUUUGGACAUGCUUAAUGUCUACAAAAUGUACAGUGAGCUUAUAUCAUCCAGAAUUGCUGAAGGGGGCCCCUACACUUCUAGGACUUCCUAUGUGAAACUUCUGAGGUCUGUGAAGAAGGAAACGUUAAAGCUCAUUGAGACUUUUCUAGAUAAGGCUGAAGAUCAACCACAAAUAGGAAGGCAGUUUGUGCCCCCAAUGAUGGAUCCAGUGCUUGCUGAUUAUGCUCGGAAUUUGCCUGAUGCUCGAGAAUCAGAAGUUUUGUCUCUUUUCGCCACAAUUAUUAACAAGUACAAGGGUGCAAUGAUAGUUGAUGUUCCACGUAUAUUUGAAGCUGUUUUCCAGUGCACCCUGGAGAUGAUAACUAAGAAUUUUGAAGACUACCCUGAACACCGGCUCAAGUUUUUUUCAUUACUUCGGGCCAUAGCCACACAUUGUUUCAGAGCUUUAAUCUUGUUGUCACCUGAGCAAUUAAAGCUUGUUAUGGAUUCUGUCAUGUGGGCUUUCCGACACACUGAAAGAAACAUUGCUGAAACUGGGCUUAAUCUGUUGUUAGAGAUGCUCAAGAACUUUCAGGGUUCCGAGUUCUGUAAUCAAUUCUACCGGUCUUACUUCGUGCUGAUUGUGCAAGAAAUAUUCGCUGUUUUGACUGACACGUUCCAUAAACCUGGUUUCAAGUUGCAUGUUUUAGUACUGCAGCACUUAUUCUGCCUGGUGGAGUCGGGUUCAUUGACGGAGCCUUUAUGGGAUGCAUCCACUGUUCCGUAUCCUUAUCCUAAUAAUGGAGUAUUUGUUCGGGAGUGCACCAUCAAGCUUCUGUCUGGCUCUUUUCCCAAUAUUCCAGCAUCGGAGGUAACGAAAUUUGUUAACGGACUGUUUGAGUCGAGAGCGGACCUUUCUAUAUUCAAGAACCACAUAAGGGACUUUCUGGUGCAAUCUAAAGAAUUUUCAGCGCAGGAUAACAAGGAUCUGUAUGCAGAAGAAGCUGCUGCUGAGAAAGAGAGAGAGAGACAGCGGAUGCUUAGCAUUCCUGGACUAAUUGCACCCAAUGAAAUACAAGAUGAGAUGGUUGACUCAUAAAUCAUGGUGUGUUAUUUAUUAAUGAAUUUAAUUAUUACUAUGAAAAAGGGGCAUCAUAUUAUUGGAGGAAAUCAUCAUAUCAUAUCAUGGAUUGAUUGGGUGGGUGGGUGUAGAGUAGUAGUAGUAGUAGUAGAAGACUCUAAUCUAGUGUUUUUGAGAUUUGUAAAUUGAGGUAUUGGGGUUUCUAAAUCUAAAUAGGUUUCAUGUAUACUACCAACAAAGUUUUGCAGAAUAUUCUUUAUAAA
Cynara cardunculus var. scolymus (artichoke) is the source of this 3628-nucleotide messenger RNA. Its product is annotated as protein EXPORTIN 1A-like. Lineage: Eukaryota; Viridiplantae; Streptophyta; Magnoliopsida; Asterales; Asteraceae. Gene Ontology annotation, cellular component: nucleus; cytoplasm. Gene Ontology annotation, biological process: ribosomal small subunit export from nucleus; protein export from nucleus; ribosomal large subunit export from nucleus. The record is from RefSeq and is a predicted model, not a curated record. The coding region runs from base 153 to 3383 and encodes 1076 amino acids. Gene Ontology annotation, molecular function: nuclear export signal receptor activity; small GTPase binding. The transcript is spliced from 32 exons.